This is a messenger RNA of Aspergillus bombycis, 1893 nucleotides long. RefSeq names its product fungal specific transcription factor domain-containing protein. Gene Ontology annotation, molecular function: zinc ion binding; DNA binding. The transcript has 3 exons. Bases 1 to 1893 code for a protein of 630 amino acids. The record is from RefSeq and is a predicted model, not a curated record. Lineage: Eukaryota; Fungi; Ascomycota; Eurotiomycetes; Eurotiales; Aspergillaceae. Gene Ontology annotation, biological process: DNA-templated transcription.
AUGGAUGUCGACAGUUCCGAAGAAGGCGAUCCGGAGAUUCCCCACGGCGAUCUCGUCGACUUCGACCAGGGCGGCCAACGCUUGCUGGACUACCCGGCCGCACUGUCACUGUUUCGAAACCUGCAGCGCCAAAUCACCCAGCGCCUGACCAAGGAUGUGCCGCACGGGUCGGACUUGUGGCAGGUGGUCGCCCAACAACCUGGGUUCAAAGAGAGUUUGGAAUUUCAGCUGGAGCAGUUUCCCUUUGGCGGUCAAUGUCACGAACCUGUCAUCAUGACCGAUCACCGACCCAUCAGUACACCUCCACGCUACCUAUUGGAGCUAUCUUUAGACGGCUUCCUACGCUAUAUCAAUAUCCACACGCCCAUCUUCAAUGAUUCCUCUCUAGAGAAAGCGAUCGAUACACACUACCAGUCUCUGUCAGCGGGAAACAGCGAUGCGUGGGCCCUUACCUUCACCAAUAUCAUUAUUCUGACCGUCGCCCUGGAUGCCCGUGUCGCUCGUGCAACCGCCUCCCAUCUGGUUAGCAUGAACGAUGAUAUGCUCCCUUCUUUCCUGAAGAAUUGCGACCGAGCGUUGGCGGAUUUGAACCGGUUUACUGGGCCAUGUGCCAUCAAUGUUCAGGUGCUCUUGACUCUGGCUCUCGUGGCUAGGGAAUUUUAUAGUAGCGUGGUCUUUGAAAAGGUCUGCCAGACAGUGUGCCAAGUGGCGCGCUCCACGGGUCUCCAUAGGGCUCACGGGGCACGAAGCGUGAGAUGGGAAAAGAUGCCGGAGCGAGAACGACUCUUCUGGGUGGUCUAUACCAUGGACAAGCAGCGGGCGUUCCUGACAGGGCAGCCCUGUGAUCUAUACUUGUUUGACUCUGAUAUCCAAUUGAGGAGCUGCGGGGAGCGUGCACCAUUCCCGCUGCGGCUGAACGCCGCCUACGUGCAUAUGAUGACGAUCUGGGAACAGAUUUUCAUCAAUCUCUAUUCUUCCCGAGCGGUCCUCGCCGACGCGGCCGACCGAAGUCGGCAGGUGCAGCAGCUGUGGGGUUCAUUGAAUGAAUGGAACAUCAAAUACCAUGCUCUCCUAAGCUCGCCCAUCGUCGAGAAGAUGGCAGACUUGGCGCCCAUGCAGCUCGAGUUGAAAUACUGUCUCAUGGUGAGCCAGGUCCUCGUACAUCGCUGUGACCGCAUCGCACGCUCCCAGCAAAGGUAUCGGGAUCCCGCCCGCAAUGCUCUCAAACUCAUCAGUCAGGUUGCCGGGGACCACCAUAAUGUUACGCUCGCGCGAUGUGCUGUCUUAACCAGGAUGUAUCGAAACUAUCCCCUUGUCGCCGUCCAUGACCUCUUCUCUUUCUGUCUUCUAGACGGCGAGCCGGACAACACGGAGGAUGCAAAACUCAUCCAUGAGACUCGCCGCCAUCUCGAGCUCCUCCACUAUGCGGACUUUCCUCGAGCGUACUUUGCCCGGCUUGAGGCCGGGUUGAAAUGGUGCACCGACAUGCUGGAUACCAUCAAAGAUUGCUUGUCCCGCUCGGCGGCCACCGGCGACUGGGGGCCGAUGGAUGGCUCUUCCACCGGCCUCUCCGACCGCACGCCCCCCUCAGAAUCUGAACUCUCGUCGAUACCCCCGGACGCGUGGGCCUCGCUGAACCUUCCGAUGGGCCGCGACGAGAUGCUUUGUGGUCUUAGCCCUUCAGUACCCUCAGAGGGAUUGCUGGACCCGGGGUUCCCCGCUUUUGGAUUGACUACGUCGUCUACAGGUGAUGGUACCGUCCCGGCGUUCACUCACGGUGGUGAUAAUCCGGCAGUGACGAUGCAACCACCGAUGUGGGUACCGGCUGAAGUACCCUGUAGCUCGUCUGAACCACUUUUUGACCCCGAAUUUACCCGAAGUAUAAUGUCAUGA